This is a messenger RNA of Ictalurus punctatus (channel catfish), 5346 nucleotides long. RefSeq names its product sorting nexin-14. The coding region runs from base 2220 to 4760 and encodes 846 amino acids. NCBI's taxonomy places the organism in Eukaryota, Metazoa, Chordata, Actinopteri, Siluriformes, Ictaluridae. Gene Ontology annotation, cellular component: late endosome. The transcript has 28 exons. The record is from RefSeq and is a predicted model, not a curated record. Gene Ontology annotation, biological process: autophagosome maturation. Gene Ontology annotation, molecular function: phosphatidylinositol-3,5-bisphosphate binding.
AGUAUUCAGACACUUUUUAUUUAUGUAUUUUUUAUUUAUUUAAUGUAUGCCUUCAUUUGCACUACUCCAGUGCCAAUAAUCUUCUUCAAAUUUACACACACAAUGUCUUUUGACUUUGUAUUUAUAAAUAUGAACAAAAAGUAUGUAUUUAUAAUCAUUAAAAUAUAAGGGUUUUUUUUUAAAAACAAAAUUGAUACAUUUUCAACAUUAGUACUUUUGUUAAUAUUGAUGCUUAAGGUCUUUGGUAUGGCAUUGUAGUUUUUUCCCUACUCAAGUGUUGUUUAGUAAUUUCCCUAAGAACCUUAGGAAGCUCCUUCACCACCAUCAUGAUUGGUAACUAAUGGCAACAUAAUUUAUAAUGCUAUCGGGUACAAUUUGCAUAGGAACAUUUGUAUAUUUUUUCAUAUUCAGAUUUAAACCGCCGUGUCGGUGGUCUGUUCCAAAAGGUUUUUUUGUAACGUUAACUCUACCACUAUUUGUUGGAAUAAAAACACUUUAAAAAAAAAAAAAAAAAAACCCCAACUAAAACCCCUCCAAAGGACUGCUUGAAAAAUAAGCCAUUUUUAAUUCACAAAUUAUAAUAACAAAGAGCUAUUUACAGAUUAUGUGACUGAGUAAGCAAACUAAGUUUCAAAGAUACAGUCUUUCUCAAGUCAAGAAACUGUUAUUUAAAAUUGACAACAAUUUCCGUCAAAUAAUAUCUGGUCUCCUUUACUUCCGUUUUUGAUCCAUUCCAGAAAGUUCACUCGACAUGCUCUCAGACUCUAUUAUAAAGCUGGGAUGCAUUUGUAAUGCUGCUGAAAGUCAAUUUAUUUCUAAUGCCUUUUGAUUUUAAUAAUGUUGGAGAACAGUCAUUUAAGAUGAAUGAAAAAUGUGAUUAAAUGUACAAGUUAAUAUUUUUUUAAAUUUCAACAUUAUCUUAGAAAUUAUCAUUUUUUGCAGAUCCCAGCAGAGAUAUGCUGCCCUAUGCACAGUGUGCGGUCUGUUUGAGCUAUUUGGAGCAGGGGCUCAAUAUAUGAAAGCAUAUUUAUUUUGUGUGUAUAGAAAUAUGGGAGAAAUAUGGAUUUAUUUUGGGGAUUAGUACGGCAGUGUUUCAGUCAGGUUACUGGAGCAAACCACUGGCAAAGAAAAAAAGAAUAGCACAUCUGAACAUGCCCAUGUUAUUCAACUGGGUCAUGUGAGCAGGGUUGCCAGGUUUGGUAUAUAAUGGUUGUGUAUUCGUACCACUGUUAACUUGUUUCCCAAGAGAUAAAGAAGACAUAUGUCUGCAUUUUCCUAUUCCUGAACAAUUUGGGAUAGUUUAAAGUCUCUUUUUGUUGUGGUUUUUAAGUUGUAGUUGAGGUGGAAAUGUUACUGAAACCUUGCCACCCUUUUUACAAGGAUUCCUUGAAAUUUUCUUUAAAGCUAAACAUACAAAUAAAAACCCUGUAUGACUUUUUUUCAUUUUGUCCUGUGGGAUCCCAUUGAACACCUAGUCUGGAGAAGAAGAAAAAAGAAACCCUCUUUUGUUUGUAUCUGUAACCGUAUUAAUUUAGGAUGCAUUAUUUGUGCAAUCCAAAUAAUUUGUGCAUCCUUAUAUUACAUUCCUAAUAUUUAGAAAUACAAAGUCAAAAGUGGCUUAGUGGUUAGCAUGUUCCCUUCACACUGCCAGAGUUGGGAGUUCGAUUCUCGUCACUGCCCUGUAUGUGUGGAGUUUGCAUGUUUUCCCCGUGCUGCAGGGUACUCCAGUUUCCUCCCCCAGUCCAAAAACAUGCAUGAUAAGCUGAUUGGCAUGUCCAAAGUGUCCAUAGUGUGUGUAUGCGUAUGUGAUCGUGCCCUGCGAUGGAUUGGCACCCCGUCCAGGGUGUACCCCACCUUGUGCCUGAUGUUCCUUGGGAUAGGCUUCAGGUUCCCCACGACCCUGAAGGAUAAGCAAUAUAGAAAACGGAUGGAUGGAAGUCAAAAGAAAUUAUGUUUCUGAAUUAGAAGUAGUUAUAUGCAGUGGAAGUCUAUUAAAUAACGAAAUCUCUGAAUACUUAUUUCCCCUCACAUUACUUUAAUACACAUCUUUCAGAAUUUCAGUCGACUUUUUUUGUGUUAACAGCCUGAGCAGCAAGAGCUGUUUCCUUUCGCCCACAGCUGUGCCGUCUGUGGGAAAAUUAAAUGCACAAGACAUAGACCAACAUUGCUUCUAGAAAACUAUCGGCCAUGGUUGGAUCUAAAAGUUCACUCCAAGGUGGAUGCGUCUCUUUCAGAGAUUCUUGAGCUCGUCCUUGAAAACUUUGUGUACCCAUGGUACAGAUGAUGAGGCAUUUGUGGAUGAUCUCAGAGUGACCUUGCGCUUUGUAGCUGCGGUGCUGGUUCGCCGAGCACAGAGAGUUGAUAUUCCAUCUCUCAUAACACUCAAACUACUUAAAGUUGCCAUGAAACACAUUGAAAUAAUUGCCAAAGCAAGACAAAAAGUGAAGAACUCGGAGCAUCUGCAGCAGGCUGCGUUAGAGGAGUAUGGCCCUGAUCUGCAUGUGGCCUUGCGCAGCAGGAGGGAUGAGCUGCUCUACCUACGCAAGCUUACUGAGAUACUUUUCCUAUAUAUUUUGCCUCCAAAAGCUACUGAUUGCAGAUCUCUUACUCUUCUGAUAAGAGAGGUUCUUGCUGGCUCUGUAUUCCUUCCUUCCAUGGAUUACUUGGCUGAUCCUGAUACUGUGAACCAGUUGCUGCAUAUUUUCAUUGACAACUCUCCACCUGAAGCUGCCACUGAACCGGCCUCUACAUUUGUCCCAUUUCUGCAGAAGUAUGCAGACAUACGCAAUAAUAAGUCUUCAGUGUUAAAGCUAGAACUUAAGGAGAUUCGGGAGCAGCAGGACCUGCUGUUUCGCUUCAUGAACUUCCUCAAGCAAGAAGGGGCUGUUCAUGUGCUGCAGUUUUGCCUCACUGUUGAAGAGUUUAAUGAUAAGAUCCUUCGUCCAGAACUUUCUGAUGCUGAAAAACUGAUGCUACACGAGGAGGUGAAAAAGAUAUAUGAAACAUACUGCCUUGAUGAGAGCAUUGACAAAAUUCGCUUUGACCCAUUCAUUGUUGAGGAGAUCAGGAACAUUGCAGAGGGCGCAUAUGCUGAUGUCGUAAAACUGCAGACUAUGCGCUGUCUGUUUGAAGCCUAUGAACACGUUCUUUCCUUGUUGGAGAAUGUUUUUACUCCAAUGUUCUGCCAUAGUGAUGAGUAUUUUAGGCAGCUGUUGAGGGGGGCAGAAUCCCCAACUAGGAGCUCCAGACUUGGCAGAAAUAGCGUGAGUUUGGAUGACAUCCGCUUUUCUGAAUGGGACUAUACCAUGAACCUAGAGUCUCCGUCCAUCUCAUCUGCAUCUGUCUCCCCUAAUUUUUCAUCCAUUACCCACCCAUCGUGCUCUAAUGCCUGGCGCACCGUUGCGCUUAAGAACACAUCAAAACGAGGAGAAUCAUUUGGCAUCAGCCGCAUCGGCAGUAAGAUUAAGGGGGUUUUCAAGAGUACCACCAUGGAAGGGGCCAUGCUGCCCUCUUAUGGAUUAGCAGAGGGAGAGGAUGAUAUGGUUGAGGAGGCCAUCAUGGUUAUGGAGGAUGACUUGCCCGUGGAGGCUAUCAGUACUCCAAGUACACCUCGUAACCUGACAGCCUGGAGCAUCACUAUCCCCUAUGUGGACUUAUUUGAUGAUGAGGUGAAGAAGGAGAGGAUUCCUGUGUAUUGCAUAGAUGUGGAGAGAAAUGACAGGAGAGCAGUGGGUCAUGAGACAGAACAUUGGUCUGUUUACCGAAGAUACCUGGAAUUUUAUGUUCUUGAGUCAAAACUUACAGAAUUUCAUGGCUCAUUCCCUGAUGCACAACUUCCAUCCAAGCGGAUAAUUGGACCUAAAAACUAUGAGUUUUUAACAUCCAAGCGUGAGGAAUUUCAGGAAUACCUACAGAAACUCCUGCAACACCCUGAGUUGAGCAAUAGCCAGCUGCUGGCAGACUUUCUCUCCCCUCACAGCGUGGAGUCGCAGUUUCAUGACAAGAUGUUACCUGAUGUCAAUCUUGGGAAGAUAAUUAAAUCUGUACCUAGCAAACUAAUCAAAGAGAAAGGCCAGCACCUAGAACCAUUUAUCCAGGCUUUCUUCAACUCAUGUGAAUCACCGAAACCCAAACCCAACCGGCCUGAACUCACAAUCCUCAGCCCCACGUCGGAAAACAACAAAAAGCUUUUUAAUGAACUAUACAAAAAUAAUGCAAAUCGCUCAGAGGUCACAGAGAAGAGGCACAACCAGAAUUACUUUAUGGAGAUGAUCACCGUAGAAGGAGUUUAUGAUUACUUAAUGUUUCUAGGACGAGUGGUAUUUCAUAUACCUGAUUGGUUACAUCAUCUCUUAAUGGGUGGGCGCAUCCUGUUUAAAAACACACUGGAGGCAUAUACUGACUACUAUCUGCAGAACAAACUAGACCAGGUGUUUCAAGAGCAUCGUGUGGUUUCACUUAUCACUCUGCUCAGAGAUGCUGUAUUCUGUGAGAACAGUGAACCACGCUCUUUAGAAGACAAGCAAAAAAGAGCCAGAAAAACAUUCGACGAAAUGAGGAAUUACAUUCCAGAUUUGCUUGGAAAGUGUAUUGGAGAGGAAGCAAAAUAUGAAGGGAUAAAGCUCCUCUUUGAUGGACUUCAGCAGCCAGUUCUUAACAAGCAGCUGACAUACAUCCUGCUUGAUGUAGUAAUUCUGGAGCUUUUCCCCGAAUUAAACAAAGUACAGAGAGAAACUUCUGUUAUGGCUCCAUGGAUGUAGAAAAAUCCACCACAAGAUUGUCGCAGUUUCUAUAUCUCUGCAUGUGCAACAUCUUACUUAAAUGCCAAAAGAAUCAUAUACACUAGUGUAUUUUUGAGACAAAUGUACAAAGCAUGACUUGUCUAUAUGGAUUGCCGUGCAGGGUAGGCUAUAUAGAAUGGAUGUACUGAACUGCCUUGAAAUUCCCAUGACUACAUGAAGUAAAAUUUAUACCAUGUUUUAAAAUACUGGCCGUUAAAACAGGAAAUGAUGAAUGGUACAGACUUUUUUUGUUGUUUUUUUUGACAACACAGCACUGACCUUUGUAAAACACUAAAUUGGUUGCAGUGCACUGUAUUACAAACUUUGUGAACAAGUUCUUAAUUGUGAAUUCCUUAAGACCCAAUUAAUAAAUUUUAUGUUGAUUAAUCAAACUGUCAGUAAAUAAAAAAUGCGGACUAGAGUGUGUUUUCAGAGAAGCAUUUGUAGGUAGUGAGCACUACUAUCCAUCCUGACAUUACCCACUACUCUGACUAAAACAAUCUUAUGAUGUCUUAUGAUGCACGUGUGUGUUUACAUGUGCCACAAUAAAAUAUUUUAUAUAACA